AUGCUCAACGAACCGGACAUCGGCACCGGAAUGUUAUAUGCCCCGAGUUUAUUUGCUACGCUAGCCCACACGAGUGUGGACUGGCAAUACCGCGCCUAUUUCGAAAAAGGCACAGGUCUUGCUCAUCCAGGAGGCUUCCUGUAUUACACUCAAGGCAAAGUUCUUGGGGGUUCAUCUGCAGUAAACUAUGAAAUCUACUCUAGAGGUGUACCCGAAGAUUUUGAUGGAUGGAAUGAAAUUGCACCUGGCUGGGAUUGGAACACUGUUCUUCGCUAUUACAAGAAAUUAGAAGGAAUGACAGAUCCUUCUGUCUUGUAUGAUCGUCGUACAGCGCAUUUACAUUCCGCCAAAGGCCCUGUAUUAGUAUCUAGACCUCAAACUAACAUCAUAUAUGCUGAGAAAAAUGAAAUCUUUUUGGAUUCACUAGAAGAAAUAGGCGUGAAAAGAAUCCUAGAAAUUAAUGGUCCUGAAAAAUUUGGAGCUGCAAUUCCACAUUUUACUUUUGCGAAUGGAAGAAGAUCUAGCACUGCAGAGGCUUAUUUGAGGUCGACAAAGGAUCGACCUAAUCUUAAAGUAGCUAAGUACACUAGAGUCACUAAAGUUUUAAUUGAAUCAGAAAGGAAACACGCCUAUGGUGUUCAAGUUCUACUAAAAAAUGGAAAGAUGAUUGAAAUAUACGCUAACAAAGAAGUUAUAGUUUCUGCAGGAUCAGUUAACAGUCCGAAACUUUUAAUGUUAUCAGGAAUUGGGCCAAGAAAAGAAUUAAAAAAACAUCAUAUAAACAUAAUUGCGGAUUUGCCAGUUGGAAAGAAUCUUCAUGAUCAUAUCACUGUGAGCAUUGUACUUGCCGGUCAAAGUGGGUUACAGACUGUGGUUCAGAAUUUAGCUGCAGUAACAGAACUUGGAUCAUACCCUAUACCAGUACAAUGUGGUUUUUUUCGAGUUGAUAACUGUAGUUAUGGUUUUCAAGAUAGGAGGCCUCAAUUUCAGAUUUUCAAUAUUCAUUCGGGCGUAGGAGCUUCACCGAGCAUUUUUGCUGUCUGUAAGAAUGUUGGUAACCUGGAUGCACCGUAUUGUUUAUCAACGGCGGAAGUUAAUUUAAAUAGAGAAAUAGAUAUGACCCAGUUGGUGAUGCUGCAUCCCUAUUCAAGAGGCCAAGUAUCUCUUAAAAGUAAGAAUCCCCUUGAUGAUCCUUUUGUCGAACUAGGAAUCUACAGAGAUCCAAGAGACGUGGAAAAUUUUGUUCAGGGUGUCAAAUUCAUAGCACGUUUGAUAAAUACAUCUUAUUUCAAGAAAGUGAAUGGAUAUAUUCCAAAAAUUCCUGUGACUGGUUGCAACCACUUACUUUGGGGCACUGAUCAUUAUUGGAGAUGUUUUGUGAAAAAUACUCCAGGGACAUUGCUCCAUCCUGUAGGAACUUGUGCUAUGGGACCAUAUGGCGUUGUAGAUAAUACUUUGAAAGUACGUGGCGUCUCAGGGUUACGAGUUAUUGAUGCUUCUAUUAUGCCAGAGAUUACAAGUGGCAAUACCAAUGCCCCAACAAUGAUGAUAGGAGAACGGGCAACAGAUUUUAUUAAAUUAGAACACUUGGCACAUACUUAUAAGUACGAGUAUCAGUAUAAUAGCAAAUUGAACGCAGAUGAUGAGUGGGACGAAGAACAAAUGAAUUAUUUUAAGAAGUAAUUGCUAAUAGAUUACUUUUGGAUCACUAUAGCCAGUAAUAAUAGCUUGUAGCUAUUCUUUCAAUUUGUUUAGGCUCGUGAAAAUUUAGCUCUAGUUUCGUAUUUUUAGAUAGACGCCGCAAGUACAGCUAUUUGUAUGAAAACCAAGCGUGCCACAUCUUUUGUACCCGCUAUGACGUCACAAGAACUAUUUAGUAUGGG
Hyposmocoma kahamanoa is the source of this 1883-nucleotide messenger RNA. RefSeq names its product glucose dehydrogenase [FAD, quinone]-like. Lineage: Eukaryota; Metazoa; Arthropoda; Insecta; Lepidoptera; Cosmopterigidae. The coding region runs from base 1 to 1683 and encodes 560 amino acids. Gene Ontology annotation, molecular function: flavin adenine dinucleotide binding; oxidoreductase activity, acting on CH-OH group of donors. The transcript is spliced from 2 exons. The record is from RefSeq and is a predicted model, not a curated record.